Diospyros lotus (date-plum) is the source of this 1167-nucleotide messenger RNA. RefSeq lists its product as uncharacterized. Gene Ontology annotation, biological process: maturation of LSU-rRNA; maturation of 5.8S rRNA. The transcript has 9 exons. Lineage: Eukaryota; Viridiplantae; Streptophyta; Magnoliopsida; Ericales; Ebenaceae. Bases 123 to 905 code for a protein of 260 amino acids. Gene Ontology annotation, cellular component: nucleolus; preribosome, large subunit precursor. The record is from RefSeq and is a predicted model, not a curated record.
GAAUUUCCCAUUAUCUAACUUUCUGUACGUGUAGCAUUAUCCUCUUUUAAAACCCUUGGCACCAUAAUCAAAAGCUAGGGUUUCUUUCUUCUUCUCUUGUAAAGACUUCGUCGUCGCGUACCAUGCCUCAAGGAGAUUACAUAGACCUUCACAGGAAGAGGCAUGGCUAUCGCCAUGACCACUUCGAGCGCAAACGCAAGAAGGAGGCUCGCGAAGUUCACAAGCGAUCCCAAAUUGCUCAGAAGGCUCUGGGUAUCAAGGGCAAGAUGUUUGCUAAGAAACGCUAUGCUGAAAAGGCCCAAAUGAAGAAGACGUUGGCUAUGCAUGAAGAAUCAUCAACCAGGCGAAAAGUGGAUGAUAAUGUUCAUGAGGGAGCUGUUCCUGCUUAUCUACUUGAUCGUGAAACAACUACAAGAGCAAAGGUUCUCAGCAAUACUGUAAAGCAAAAGAGAAAAGAGAAAGCUGGGAAAUGGGACGUUCCUCUACCAAAGGUCAGGCCUGUGGCAGAAGACGAAAUGUUUAGAGUGAUCAGAACCGGUAAACGAAAAACCAAGCAGUGGAAGAGGAUGGUCACCAAAGUCACAUUUGUAGGACCUGGUUUUACAAGGAAGCCUCCAAAGUAUGAGCGUUUCAUCCGCCCUACAGGAUUGCGUUUCACUAAAGCCCACGUGACACAUCCUGAACUGAAAUGCACAUUCAAUCUUGAAAUCAUCGGAGUGAAGAAAAAUCCAAACGGGCAAAUGUACACCUCCCUUGGGGUUGUGACUAAAGGAACCAUUAUUGAGGUGAAUGUAAGUGAACUAGGUCUCGUCACACCAGCCGGAAAAGUGGUGUGGGGGAAGUACGCCCAAGUGACAAAUAAUCCAGAAAAUGAUGGUUGCAUAAAUGCCGUUCUCCUCGUCUAGAAAGGGUAGCGAAAACAGAUGGCACACCUCAAUUUUGGCCCUGCAUUAAUGUAUUACAUUUUGUAUGAACAAGCCUAUUUAUUUUGAUACCUAAGUACGCAUUCAUGAGUUUAGGUUCUUUAUCCAAGAGGAUGAUGUCUCGCAGCCACUUCUCAAACUCAACGCCAGGCCGAGCAGGCCCGUAAUUUUUGAAUAUCCCUUUAACAUAUAACCAAAAGACAAAAACAGCAGGGAUUAUUAUAUUGGGAGAUUUUUUGUUACA